Messenger RNA from Limanda limanda (common dab), 3204 nucleotides. RefSeq names its product CTP synthase 1b (gene ctps1b). The record is from RefSeq and is a predicted model, not a curated record. Lineage: Eukaryota; Metazoa; Chordata; Actinopteri; Pleuronectiformes; Pleuronectidae. Gene Ontology annotation, cellular component: cytoplasm; cytoophidium. Bases 163 to 1932 code for a protein of 589 amino acids. The transcript has 18 exons. Gene Ontology annotation, molecular function: CTP synthase activity; identical protein binding. Gene Ontology annotation, biological process: pyrimidine nucleobase biosynthetic process; CTP biosynthetic process.
AGGUGUUAUGGAGAAGGAGCACAUGAGGAGUCGGUGUCCCACACGUGUCUGAUGCUUCGUAAACAAGAAGAAGAACUCGUUGAAGUUAUAAACACAAACACCAGCCGGUGGCUCGCAGUUUGACUCCAGCUCCUCUGCAACCGUGUGUUGUAACAAACCACCAUGAAGUACAUCCUGGUGACGGGAGGCGUGAUCUCGGGGAUCGGGAAGGGCAUCAUCGCCAGCAGCGUGGGAACAAUCCUCAAGUCCUGUGGCCUCCACGUGACGGCCAUCAAAAUCGACCCCUACAUCAACAUCGACGCUGGCACCUUCUCACCAUAUGAACACGGUGAAGUAUUUGUUCUUGACGACGGCGGAGAGGUGGAUCUGGACUUGGGGAACUAUGAGCGAUUCCUGGACAUUCGUCUCACCAAAGACAACAACCUCACCACCGGAAAGAUCUACCAGUCGGUGAUCAACAAGGAGAGGAGGGGAGACUACCUCGGCAAGACUGUACAAGUGGUACCCCACAUCACAGAUGCCAUCCAGGAGUGGGUCAUGAAGCAGGCCAGGAUCUCAGUAGACGAUGACGGCGUGGAGCCACAAGUUUGUGUCAUAGAACUGGGAGGCACAGUGGGGGACAUCGAGAGCAUGCCCUUCAUCGAGGCCUUCAGACAGUUCCAGUUCAAGGUGAAGAGGGAAAACUUCUGCAACAUCCACGUCAGCUUGGUGCCACAGCCCAGCACCACAGGAGAACAGAAAUCCAAACCAACCCAGAACAGUGUCCGAGAGCUCAGAGGGCUCGGCCUCUCUCCAGACUUGAUCAUGUGCCGCUGUACAUCACCGCUACAAACUGCCGUGAAGGAGAAGAUCUCCAUGUUCUGUCAUGUCGAGCCCACACAGGUGGUCUGUGUCCAGGAUGUGUCCUCGGUUUACAGAGUGCCUCUGCUGCUGGAGGAGCAGGGAGUCGUCAGCUACUUCUGUCAGCGGCUGAACCUGCCUGUGGAGAUAAUGAGGCCCAGAAGGAUGCUCACAAAGUGGAAGGAGAUGGCCGACAGAUCUGACCGUCUCCUGGAGCAUGUCUCCAUCGCCCUUGUGGGGAAGUACACAAAGUUAUCGGACUCCUACACUUCAGUUAUUAAGGCCCUCGAGCACUCAGCCCUGGCAAUCAAUCACAAGCUGGAGGUCAAGUACAUAGACUCUGCAGACCUGGAGACUACGACUCUUCAAGACGAACCAGUGAAAUAUCACGAGGCCUGGCAAAGACUCUGCAGCUCUCAUGGUGUGUUGGUACCAGGAGGUUUCGGUGUGAGAGGGACAGAAGGAAAGAUUCUGGCUAUUAGCUGGGCAAGGAAGCAGAAUAAGCCGUUCCUGGGAGUAUGCUUGGGCAUGCAGCUGGCUGUGUGCGAGUUUGCCCGCAAUGUUCUCGGAUGGGAAGAUGCAAACUCCACAGAAUUCAACCCUGACUCCAAACACCCUGUGGUGAUUGACAUGCCGGAGCACAACCCAGGGCAGAUGGGUGGGACUAUGAGGUUGGGGAAGAGGCGGACGAUUUUCAAGUCCAACACCAGUGUCCUGAAAAAGCUGUACGGAGAUUUCGAAUAUGUUGAGGAGCGGCACAGACACAGAUUUGAGGUGAAUCCGGAGCUGAAGCAUCAUUUUGAAGCGAAGGGUUUUAAUUUUGUUGGUCAGGAUGUGGAAGGAGAGAGAAUGGAAGUCAUUGAAUUGGAAGGACACUGUUACUUCGUCGGAGUGCAGUACCAUCCAGAGUUCACCUCCAGACCCAUCAAACCCUCUCCUCCAUACUUUGGUCUCCUGCUGGCGGCUGCAGGAAAACUCCAGGGCUACAUGGCCAAGGGCUGUCGCCUUUCUCCACGGGACACCUACAGCGACCGCAGCGGCAGCAGCUCUCCUGAAGUGGAUAGCUCCGAGCUGAGGUUCCCCUCUUUGUAGUUGUAGAGUUGUGUUUCUGUCAUUGAAGCAAAUCAAUACGAAGCUGCUCUGCCCCCGUAAUAACGUUGCGAACCAAAAUAUGUGUUUGGUUAUCAUGGUUUUAGCUCUAAAUCAGCGCUUUUGUGCAGUUAAAGGGUUAUUUUGCUGGUAUCUCUGUUUGUGCUUCAAAGUGGCUGCGAUAAGCAAAAAACUUGAAAUGAAAAGCUGACAGGGAUUAAAGUUUAACCAAAUAUGGACAUUCUAGAGAAACUAUAAAGAAAAUGGGGAAAUGGUAUAAAUAAUUAAUUGUAUCUGUAUGUUUCUUCAAAUACAUAAGGAAAUGGACUAUGUAUUUUCCAGUUAGAUGGAGAAGACGUAGCCUCAGUGACAGAUGUCUAUGGUUGGAGUUAAGGUCUCUGCAAUCGGGUUUUUGUUGGAGUAACCGUCCUACGAUUGAAAAACUGAAACGAAACAGAACUUACGCGGUUUUAUGUGAAAUUCAUAGUCGAGUAGAGGUAGUGAUCUGUUUUCCUCUCAGAAAUGUUGUUUUUCUCUCAUACAAUUGUAUUUACUGUGCCCUCAGGCUUACUACACAACACUGUAAACUACGUGUUAUUCUGGUUUGAGAUGACCUUGUAUUUUGUUCUAAAUACUACGACUUUACUUGCUAUUCCAAGCAAAUCUGUUCACGGAACAGAACAACAAUGUUGCACUUUUGUGGCUGCGGGAUGAAUGCAUUUCCCUGUUGUAAUGAGGUGAGAAGUUUUAAUACGACAAGGGUGCUGGGAUUUUGUUUCUGCAUGCAAGUUGUUAUUUACACUUGUGUUGUAAUUAGUUUGUAUUCCCUGAGUCACUUGCUCUGGUUGCAUGACUUCCUGCUUUUCUUUGGAACCUUUGAGCUGCUGACAUUAACAAAUAUUGUUUUCUGACUCCACUGCCUUUGACAGUCCCAUGUGACCCUCAGCUUUUUAAUAUGAAAUCUACUGAUCCAGUCAUCUCAGAAUCCGGCCAAAUUUAAGUGACCCUUGAGUUAACACAACUGGUUUGGCAUAUGAAAACAGAAAUCUGACCUAAAUUUGAUCUCAAAGCUUCAGUAGCAGCCAAAUACGGAUGGGAAGCAUCAAGCCCCCAAGUUACAUUUUUGACUUGGAAUCCUGUUAAAUUAUUCCUGCGUUUGUGUCGGUGACCCAAAUGUAAGAAAAGAAAAGCAUUAUUUUAUAUUUAUGAAGUUCUGAUGCCUGUGUGAAAGGAAUAUGUGCAUUUAUCCUCAAUAAAUAAGUGUUUUAUUUCUCA